AUGGCUCAACACUAUAAAUACCGGCUCAAUUCCUCCACUGAAAACCGCACCGAAACCACCCACCUUUCUCUAUCUUUCACCCCCUGUUUAGACCGGAUACUCACCGCCCUUCGCCGGAGUUCCGCCGCUGCCUUGCCGGAACCACCAGAGAAGCCGACGCCGCCGGGUAAUCUCCUUGCGCUCGUUUACAAUUCUCUUGGACAAACUCUUGCUCUUAUUCUUUACCAAGAAACGCAACGCAAUCUAAGGUUGAUUAGUACAAGACUCAAGAAACAAGCUAGGAUGGCUUUAGAUACCCAUUUUAGCAAUUAAACAAUGUUUGAAUCUAUGUUUACUAUUUGAAACAAUGUAUUAUUCUUUAGUUUUAAUAAAAUAAUUGAAUUCAUAUUGUU
Helianthus annuus (common sunflower) is the source of this 392-nucleotide messenger RNA. RefSeq lists its product as uncharacterized. The transcript is spliced from 4 exons. The record is from RefSeq and is a predicted model, not a curated record. Bases 1 to 312 code for a protein of 103 amino acids. Lineage: Eukaryota; Viridiplantae; Streptophyta; Magnoliopsida; Asterales; Asteraceae.